GUGACUUGCUCAUCAUCAUGGCCCAGGUCAUCGUUGCCAUCCAGAUGGUGCUGGAGGAGAAGUUUGUCUACAAGCACGACGUGCACCCGCUGCGGGCUGUGGGCACUGAAGGUUUCUUCGGUUUCAUCAUCCUGGCCCUGCUGCUGGUGCCCAUGUACUACAUCCCGGCGGGCAGCUUCAGCGGGAACCCUCGGCAGACCUUGGAAGAUGCCUUAGAUGCCUUCUGCCAGAUUGGCCACCAACCCCUCAUCGCCCUGGCCCUGCUGGGUAACAUCAGCAGCAUUGCCUUCUUCAACUUUGCUGGCAUCAGUGUCACCAAGGAGAUCAGUGCCACCACCCGCAUGGUGCUGGACAGUCUCCGUACCCUCAUCAUCUGGGCUGUCAGCUUGGCCGUGGGCUGGGAGACCUUCCAUGGGUUGGAGAUCUUAGGUUUUGGGGUUCUACUGGUGGGUGCUGCUCUUUAUAAUGGUCUCCACAGACCCCUGCUUGCCCGUCUGCCCCGGCGCGUGGAGGAGAGCGGUGGGACAGCCGAGAGGGAGGGGUUGUUGCGUGGGGAGAGCACGGCCAUCAACGAUGAGAGCUGA
Messenger RNA from Antrostomus carolinensis (chuck-will's-widow), 584 nucleotides. It is a transcript of the gene SLC35F6, whose product is annotated as solute carrier family 35 member F6. Gene Ontology annotation, cellular component: intracellular membrane-bounded organelle; membrane. The record is from RefSeq and is a predicted model, not a curated record. The transcript has 2 exons. The annotation marks the transcript as partial. NCBI's taxonomy places the organism in Eukaryota, Metazoa, Chordata, Aves, Caprimulgiformes, Caprimulgidae.